AUGAUCAAGUUCUUCCUCAUGGUGAAUAAACAAGGGCAGACCCGGCUGUCUAAGUACUACGAGCACGUGGACAUUCACAAGCGAACCCUUCUGGAAACAGAAGUCAUCAAGAGCUGCCUCUCCCGAUCCAGCGAACAGUGCUCUUUCGUUGAAUAUAAGGAUUUUAAGCUGAUCUAUCGGCAGUAUGCAGCUCUGUUCAUCGUGGUUGGAGUCAAUGACACCGAGAAUGAGAUGGCGAUUUAUGAAUUCAUCCAUAACUUUGUGGAAGUUUUAGAUGACUACUUCAGCCGAGUGAGCGAAUUAGACAUAAUGUUUAAUUUGGAUAAAGUACACAUCAUUUUGGAUGAAAUGCUAUUAAAUGGCUGCAUUGUAGAAACGAAUCGGGCAAGAAUUCUUGCCCCUCUACUAAUUCUCGAUAAGAUGUCAGAAAGCUGA
Molecule: messenger RNA, 435 nt
Organism: Pipistrellus nathusii (Nathusius's pipistrelle)
Lineage: Eukaryota; Metazoa; Chordata; Mammalia; Chiroptera; Vespertilionidae
Source: the annotation of a GenBank genome assembly